AUGCCAUUAAGUUUCCUUACAUCAUUCCAAGUGCAACAGGCUCCACAUUGCUCUAAUUUUCCCGCUGGAAGUAAUCUUAUAUCCAAUCACAUCCGGCCAAUAUGGAUUCGAAAUAAUUCAAUUCACCGUCUUUGGGUAGCUUACAUGGGCCUUGUCGAUGAUGAUAUUGAUUUGACCAUGAAUAGAAAUAAAUAUUAGGCCUCGGCAUCCAGUAUCAACGAACCACAUCUAAACUCCAGACUAUCCUUGGUGUUUUACCUUUACGUAAACCACUGGUGUGUAAUCCUCGCAAGUAUAGCGUAGUUGGGUCUCCCUUCAACUUUCAGUGGCAGAUUAAGCUGAUGAGAGUCAGAAAGUCGAUGCGCUGAUUGAUGCUAAGGUUGAUGCC
Messenger RNA from Serpula lacrymans var. lacrymans S7.9, 388 nucleotides. RefSeq lists its product as uncharacterized. The record is from RefSeq and is a predicted model, not a curated record. The transcript is spliced from 2 exons. The coding region runs from base 1 to 198 and encodes 65 amino acids. NCBI's taxonomy places the organism in Eukaryota, Fungi, Basidiomycota, Agaricomycetes, Boletales, Serpulaceae.